Molecule: messenger RNA, 4709 nt
Organism: Lytechinus variegatus (green sea urchin)
Lineage: Eukaryota; Metazoa; Echinodermata; Echinoidea; Temnopleuroida; Toxopneustidae
Product: spermatogenesis-associated protein 20-like
Exons: 16
Coding region: 96-2447 (783 amino acids)
Biological process (GO): carbohydrate metabolic process
Source: RefSeq, a predicted model, not a curated record
CGGUACUAAGUAAAGACUAUUUAGAGGAGAGCUCGCGACUUUCGUUUGUUUAUUUUUGUUGAAUAUUCAAGUGAUGUUACAACUAUAAUCAUCUCAUGUUGAGAACGCUGAUUGGACGGGGGACAAGAGUAGCCAGACUCUAUCCACAUCUACCGAAGACAGCACACAAGACUCAGAUUACAGAUAAAAAAACAAGGCCUGUACUUUUGCAAGUUAGGAUGGCAUCUGGUGGUAAUGGUGGUGAAGGCAGUGGUAGCAGCGCUGUUAAAAGCAACAACCGACUUGCAGACGAGAGAUCACCGUACUUGCUUCAACAUGCAAGCAACCCUGUAGACUGGUACCCAUGGGGUCAAGAAGCCUUUGAUAAAGCUAGAGUGGAAAACAAACUAAUCUUUCUUUCAGUUGGUUACUCAACGUGUCACUGGUGUCAUGUGAUGGAGCGGGAAUCCUUUGAGAAUUCUGACAUUGGAAAGUUAAUGAAUGAACAUUACGUCAGUAUCAAGGUGGACAGAGAGGAAAGGCCUGAUGUUGAUAGGGUCUAUAUGACAUUCAUUCAGGCUACUGCUGGAGGUGGUGGCUGGCCUAUGAGUGUCUGGUUGACCCCUGACCUGAAGCCGCUGAUGGGUGGUACAUAUUUCCCUCCUCAUGAUAGAUUUGGCAGACCAGGCUUUGGAACAAUACUUCAGACAAUAGCAAGACAGUGGAGGGAAAACAGAGGAGCCCUUGAACAACAAAGCACUAAGAUCAUUGAAGCUCUUCAGGCAGCAGUGCAAGUCAAAUCCACAGAUGACCCCUCACCCUUAAAGUCAGAGGUGUCAGAGAAAUGCUUCAAACAGCUCACUGAAAGCUUUGAUGACCAGUUUGGAGGGUUUGGGGGAGCUCCUAAAUUUCCUCAGCCAGUGAACUUCAACUUCCUGUUCAGACUGUAUGGAAGUAAUAGAGACGGUGAUAUGGGUCAGAGGUCACUCGAAAUGUGUGUUCAUACUCUAAAGAUGAUGGCCAGGGGCGGGAUACAUGAUCAUGUCAGUCAGGGAUUCCAUCGCUACUCCACUGAUCGUUUCUGGCAUGUUCCUCACUUUGAGAAAAUGCUGUAUGAUCAGGGACAACUAGCUGUUGCAUAUCUAGAUGCAUAUCAGAUCACCAAAGAGUCUGUGUUUGCUGAAGUGGCCCGUGAUAUCCUUGAAUAUGUUGGUCGAGAUCUGAGUGACAAGGCAGGUGGGUUUUACAGUGCAGAAGAUGCUGACUCUUUGCCAACAGCUGACGAAACUCACAAGAAAGAGGGCGCUUUCUGCGUGUGGACAGAUACAGAAGUCAGGACGCAUCUGAGUGAUAAAGUGGAAGGAUCAGACACCGUAACAUUAGCUGAUGUGUUCUGCAUGCACUAUGGCAUUAAACCAGCUGGCAAUGUGGACUUUGAACAGGACCCACAUGGGGAGUUGAAAGAGCAGAACGUCCUCAUCGCUCGAGGUGGCCUGGAGUCUACAGCAUCGAUGCUUGGCCUGGACGAGGGGACAGUCCAGGGCGCAUUAGAUAAAUCUAGGAAAAUAUUGCAUGAGAUCAGGUUAGGGCGCCCUCGCCCUCAUCUUGAUGAUAAAAUGCUGACUGCAUGGAACGGAUUAAUGGUGUCUGGGUUUUCAAGGGCAGGGCAGGUCCUCCAGUCACCGGAGUUUACUCAGAGAGCAGAAGAAGCAGCAACUUUCAUCAAGCAACAUCUAUACGAUCCAUCAACAGGAUGCCUACUGAGGAGUGCAUAUAGGAACAAAGAUGGAGACAUCGCUCAAAUCCCCAGUCCAAUCCAGGGAUUCGUGGAUGACUACUGUUUCUUGAUCAGAGGCCUGUUGGAUCUGUAUGAAGCUAAUUAUGAUGAGCAAUGGGUGGAAUGGGCGAGUCAGCUCCAGGAGAAGCUUGAUGAGUUGCUAUGGGAUACCGAGAAUGGAGGAUACUUCUCUACCACCGAUAAGGACUCCUCCAUCCUGUUAAGAUUAAAGGAAGACCAAGAUGGUGCAGAACCAAGUGCUAACUCUGUUGCCUGUUUGAAUCUGCUGAGGCUGUCUAACUAUUUGAACAGACCAGACUAUCAAGAUAAGGCUGCCAAGCUCUUCUCUGUCUUUGGGGAACGGUUGAAGAAGAUACCCAUAGCCUUGCCAGAGAUGGCAUCAGCGUUGUUAAGUCAGGGGACCACCGCUAAACAGAUAAUCAUAUGUGGAGACCGUCAAGGCCAAGACACCAGGAAACUCCUCCAGUGUGUCCAUUCUCACUACCUUCCAAACAAAAUCAUCAUCCUCACUGAUGAAGGCCACACAUCCAACUUCCUAUCAUCCCAUCUUGACAUCCUAAAGACGUUGAAGAGAAUGGAUGGGAAGGCUACGGCUUAUGUCUGCGAGAAUUACCAGUGCCAACUGCCUGUCAACAAUGUGGGUGAACUUGAGGACCUCCUGAAGAAAUGAAAUACGUCAGCCUUGCUGCUGUAAAAAGGUAUUCAAAGGCUUCUGUAGAUGCUGUUCAGAGACAUUUAAAGACUUCUAGAUGCUGUUGAAAGGCAUUCAAAGACUUCUGUGGAUGCUGUUGAAAGGCAUUGAUAGGCUUCUCUAGAUGCUCUUCAAUGGUAUUCAAAGACUUCUCUAGAUGCUGUUGAAAGGCAUUCAAAGACUUCUCUAGAUGCCAUUUAAAGGCAUUCAAAGACUUCUGUAGAUGCCAUUCAAAGGCAUUCAAGGACUUCUGUAGAUGCCAUUCAAAGGCAUUCAAAGACUUCUCUAGAUGCCAUCCAAAGGCAUUCAAAGGAGUGGUUUCUCUACCAAGAUGGAGAGGGCAAGUGUAAAUUUAUAUCUUGCAAAAUGUUAAAUGCCACAGUGGGAGCUGAAUUGAGACAAGGAGAAGUAAGAAUUGUCGUCUCACCAACAAUCUCCUCGUUUUACUCCUUCAUAUCAGUUUUCUUCUUCACCGCUUCCUCUCCUUCUUCCCUUCCUCCUCCUCCCCCUCCAUCACCUCUCCUCUUCUCUUUCUCCUCCAUCUCUUUUUUAUUUUGCCUUCUUUUUUAUCCGAUUACUCUUCAUUCCUCUCAGUGUUGAAUAUAAAAUUUAGUGAUAAUUAUCAUGCCUUGUACAAGUAGCAAUGAAAUAUGAAUUAAUUCAAUAAAGAUGAUCAUGUGUUAUGAAAUCUUAAUGCUAAUGUGGAAUCUCUAUCUCUAUCAGCUUAAGAGAUAAUUUCACUAAAAGAUAUUGAAAUGAAAGUUAUUGGCCGAUAUUCUGAAGUCCGGUUUAACUUAGCCAUGGGGUGAUUUCAAGUUCAGUGUUGGCCUUUUGGUGUUGGUAUUAGGUCAAUUUUUACAAGAUUAUAACACCAAUUAUAGAAUGUAGAUGGUCCCUAAAAGUCACUCGCUAGCUGUUGAGAUGUCAAUAAUGUGAUCUGGAUCCUUUUACAAACUCUAAAUAGGUUUUGGAGCUAGGGAAAGCAAUCAAAAUUUAAACACCAACACCAACACCAAGGCCAACACCGGACUUGAAAUCACCCGUGGUCUUACUCUGUUGUUAGACUUGGUUGUUUUCAAAGACAGCAGUGCUGCUAUAUUGAUUCGUGUAAUGCAUGUGAGACAAGACAGCCAGAUGCAUUCUAAUUGUUUCUAAUUGACACCACCUAAAGACAAAGACCUGCCAUGCUCUAGCCUGUUAUUGAUUAAAUUUGUUAGCAAACACAUUUAGGAUAUGUAUCAUAAAACUUUAAUCAUCAAACAUCCAUUACAAGAGGAUCAUACUAUACAGAGAAAACGGCCAUCAUAUCACAGAUUUUAAUAUGUUUUUAAUGAGUAUAGAUAAUUGUCAUUCAGUCCGUCCCAGGUCCAACCUCUCUUAUCUGGACACGUUGGGACAGCACCAAUCCUGAUAAGGGAUUUAUCAGGAUCUGGUGGACCCAAUAUUAAAUACAUGCAGCUGCCUCCACAAUGAUAGCUACACUAUUGUAGUGGGCAUACACAGACAGUAUUUCACUACUUUUUGCGGAAAUGAGAUCAAUGGGUAGCCAAAACUUUUGGAUAAUUUACCUGCUGAAAUGAUUGAGGAAUACAUCGAGCAUACCUUGAAAGACUCGAAACAAAGUUUGAAAAUUGGAUCAUCACAGCUUCGCAAAGUCAGCCGUUUGUUAUAUAAUGACUGUAGGCUCAAACAUGAUAGAUGGCGCUGUCAGUAAUGUAAGACGACGCCUGAGCGAGAGGUGUUCCCCCCAAAAAAAAAGAAAAAGAAAAAAAAAGAAAUGCACAAUAGAUCUGUGAAUGGUUGCACUGUACUGGAAAAUUAUCCAGUCUAAGUUCUUUCAGUGAUAAGGGUAAGAUAUUUUCAUAAAAAAAUAAUGUGGUUGUACAUAUUGGUAGGCUAUAUUGGAAAAUGUAAGUAAUCAAAGUGAGUUUGCAUAUGAAUUUUGAUUUUAAAUUGAAAUCUCAUUUCCCCUACAAACUAGAUUGAGACAAAAUAGAAAAUCUCUGCAAGUGUGUGUUCGGAUACUAGAAAGAUCUGGAUUAGUGGAGGCUGGAUAAGAGAGGUCGGACUGUAUAUUAUCAUGUGCUUGAAAACAUUAACACUUCUUCUUUUGAUUUGCAAAGUUCUUGAAUUAUCGUUAAAUCUUGUUCUUCCAAUAUGUUUGACCUAAUUUUCAUAAUCUUUAUUUGACAUGUAAUGUGUUUUUUUUGUUCCAUUUUUAACACCAUUGGCAUUAAGCCU